AUGACCGAAGACAGCUGGAAACGUGUAGUUAGGCCCGAUGGCUCUAGCUCGGAAACUCCAACUCAAACUAGUGAGCCGGCGCUCGUGCUAGGGAAAGAUGGUAAGCCGUGUCGUUCGUGUAGCUCGAGCGCUGCUUUUUCCUCCUGGGUCACACAGACGAAGAAAGUAACAGAUGGGGCCAGGCCACGCCAACCUAGUCCCGGCUGUCCGCCCGACGUUGAAGCCCUUGGACGCUCCUCGUGGACUCUGCUGCACACCAUGACUGCUAAUUAUCCAACCCAUCCAACGCACAACCAACAGAGAAACAUGUCUCAUUUCCUCCAUUUGUUUGCCCAGUUUUAUCCGUGCUGGGUCUGCGCUGCCGACUUCGAAAAGUAUAUAGAAGUGAACGGUGUGCGUUCUGCAAGCCGCGACGACUUGGGACGCUGGAUGUGCGAGGCACAUAAUGCCGUUAACAAAAAACUCGGCAAGCCCAGUUUCGACUGCGGAAAAUGGGAAGAGCGGUGGAGGACUGGCUGGAAAGAUGGAAGUUGUGACUGA
Molecule: messenger RNA, 540 nt
Organism: Blumeria graminis f. sp. triticale
Lineage: Eukaryota; Fungi; Ascomycota; Leotiomycetes; Helotiales; Erysiphaceae
Source: the annotation of a GenBank genome assembly